AUGGAGAAGGGUUCAACCCCCGAAGCCCUUUCUGCUUUUUCCGCUUUUGUGUUGGGUGCGGUUUCGAAGAGCAUUGCCACCCUUUUGACAUAUCCAGCAAUCAGGUGUAAGGUCAUGAUCCAGGCUGCAGACUCCAGUGACGACGGGGCUAAGAAAGAGCGACAAAAAUCCCGCAAAACAAUAUCUGGUGUUCUUCAUGCUAUUUGGAGAAAAGAAGGGGUGCUGGGCUUCUUUAAGGGAUUGCGGGCUCAGAUCUUGAAGACUGUAUUGAGCUCUGCAUUGCUUUUGAUGGUAAAGGAGAAAAUCACUGCAACCACUUGGGUACUUAUACUUGCAAUCAGAAGGUCUCUACUGCUAACAAGGGGUACGAUAACGGGUGGAUGA
Molecule: messenger RNA, 384 nt
Organism: Ilex paraguariensis (yerba mate)
Lineage: Eukaryota; Viridiplantae; Streptophyta; Magnoliopsida; Aquifoliales; Aquifoliaceae
Source: the annotation of a GenBank genome assembly